GCACCAGCAGCAGCAGCAGCAGCGCUGCCGUGUCCCCGCUGAGCGCCUUUACUGUGCGGCAGGCGGACGGAGAAGAUGGUGGACCACCUGGCCAACACGGAGAUCAACAGCCAGCGCAUCGCGGCCGUGGAGCACUGCUUCGGGGCCUCGGGGCAGCCGCUGGCCCUGCCGGGCCGGGUCCUGCUCGGGGAAGGCGUCCUGACCAAGGAGUGCCGCAAGAAGGCCAAGCCCCGCAUCUUCUUCCUCUUCAACGACAUCCUGGUGUACGGCAGCAUCGUCCUCAGCAAGCGCAAGUACAACGGCCAACGCAUCAUCCCGCUGGAGGAGGUCACCCUGGAGCUCCUGCCCGAGACGGCCGAGACCAAGAACCGCUGGCUCAUCAAGACGUCCAAGAAGUCGUUCGCCGUGUCGGCCGCCUCGCCCACGGAGCGCCGGGAGUGGAUCGGCCACAUCGAGGAGUGCGUCCGGCGCCAGCUGAGCGCCACGGGGGGCCGGCCCAGCGCCGAGCACGCGGCCCCCUGGGUCCCCGACAAGGCCACGGACACCUGCAUGCGCUGCGCCCGGACCAAGUUCUCCGCCCUGACGCGGCGCCAUCACUGCCGCAAGUGCGGCUUCGUGGUGUGCGGGGACUGUUCCCGCCACCGCUUCCUCAUGCCUCGCCUCUCCCCCAAGCCGCUCCGCGUCUGCGGGCCCUGCUACCAGCGGCUGGUGGCCGAGGGCCGGGAGGAGGCCGGGGCCGGGGGCCGGGCGGCCCGGCUCCGCUCCGACGGGGCCGCCCCCGGGGCCUCCAGCGACGACGACGACGACGACGAGAGCGACAAGUCGGACGAGGACGGGGAAGCGGGCCCGGCCGAGACCGAGUUCUACGCCUCCGGGGCCUCGUGGUCGUCCUUCCGCAGCUGACCCCGGGGCCGGCCUACCCGCCAGGUGCCCCCUCCGCCCCGGGUCUCUCUGGAGAGGCGCCCGCAACUCUUUUAGACUGUGAGCCCGCUGUUGGGGAGGGACUGUCUCUGUAUGUUGCCAACUUGUACUUCCCAAGCGCUUA
Tachyglossus aculeatus (Australian echidna) is the source of this 1045-nucleotide messenger RNA. RefSeq names its product pleckstrin homology and FYVE domain containing 1 (gene PLEKHF1). The coding region runs from base 76 to 903 and encodes 275 amino acids. Gene Ontology annotation, molecular function: metal ion binding; phosphatidylinositol binding. Lineage: Eukaryota; Metazoa; Chordata; Mammalia; Monotremata; Tachyglossidae. The record is from RefSeq and is a predicted model, not a curated record. The transcript has 2 exons.